This is a messenger RNA of Rotaria sordida, 1026 nucleotides long. The record is from the annotation of a GenBank genome assembly. Lineage: Eukaryota; Metazoa; Rotifera; Eurotatoria; Philodinida; Philodinidae.
AUGCCAUUCAGUUCUCUAUUAGCAUCUCGAUCGAAGACUGAUCAUGCUAAACAAUUAAAAGAUUUCUUUACUGUGAUUGAAAAUGAACAAGAUAAAGAAAAGAAAAAUUAUGAAGAUGCAAUUAAAAAUAUUCACAAAACUUUACUCGCAUUAAAAGAUGGUCUAUUUGGUCCACGUGAUGGUAGUAGUGAACCAGCGAUAAGUGAUGUAUCACAAUUAUGUAGUGGAAUUUAUUCACAAGAACUUAUAACAACAAUGAUAAAUAAUUUAAGUCGUGUGACAUUUGAAGAUCGAAAAGAAAUUGUUGCCAUAUUUAAUAAUCUAUUACGACGACAAGUUGGAGCAAAAUAUCCAGCUGUUGAUCAUAUUAUUCAACGACCCGGAAUUUUAUUUAAAUUAAUUGAAGGUUAUGAAAAUGCAGAUAUUGCACUUAAUUGUGGUAUGAUGUUACGUGAAUGUAUUCGUGUACAAGAAUUGGCUGAAAUUAUUUUGAGAUCACCGGAUUUUUAUAAAUUUUUUGACUAUGUACAAAAGUCAACGUUUGAUAUUGCCAGCGAUGCUUUUGCUACAUUUAAAGAUUUAUUAACGAAACAUAAAUCUUUAUGUGCAGAUUUUCUCGAAAGAAAUUAUGAUCAAUUUUUUAAUAAAUAUCGUGAUCUACUUAAUUCAGAAAAUUAUGUUACACGUCGGCAAUCAUUAAAACUGCUUGGCGAAUUGUUGCUCGAUCGUUAUAAUUUUUCGGUGAUGACAAGAUAUAUAUCGAAUACAGACAAUCUCAAACAACAAAUGAAUUUAUUAAAAGAAAAAAGCAAAAAUAUACAAUUUGAAGCAUUUCAUGUUUUUAAGAUAUUUGUGGCCAAUCCAACAAAACCAAAAGCAAUAUCUGAUAUACUUCUUCGUAAUCGAGAAAGACUUAUUGAUUUUCUUACGACGUUCCAUACAGAUCGUACGGAUGACGAACAGUUCAAUGAUGAAAAAGCCUAUUUGAUCAAGCAAAUCAGUGAAUUAAAAGACACAAAAGCUUGA